This is a messenger RNA of Sapajus apella (tufted capuchin), 1324 nucleotides long. It is a transcript of the gene ATP6V0C, whose product is annotated as ATPase H+ transporting V0 subunit c. Gene Ontology annotation, cellular component: proton-transporting V-type ATPase, V0 domain. The record is from RefSeq and is a predicted model, not a curated record. Gene Ontology annotation, molecular function: proton-transporting ATPase activity, rotational mechanism. Gene Ontology annotation, biological process: proton transmembrane transport. Bases 384 to 851 code for a protein of 155 amino acids. The transcript is spliced from 3 exons. Lineage: Eukaryota; Metazoa; Chordata; Mammalia; Primates; Cebidae.
GCGGGACCGGUCCAACGCGGCGGGGAUCCAGAGGCCGGCGGCGCCGGGCAGCGCCCGCGGAGGCCGAGGCGGGGCGGGACCGGGUGCCAGGUCCGGGUCGCUGGGAGGGCGGCACAGCCCAGGCGCGGUCGACGAGCCGCUCGGGCGUCCCGGGACCGCGUCUCCUCCACGGUGCGAAGUGGUACGGCCCGCAGGGGCGGGGCCCAGGUCAUGUGACGCGGCCGCGGCCGCCAUUUUGUUCUGCGGUGCUGGUAUUUAGAGCGCAGCGGCUGACGGGCCGGAUCGCCUUCCCCGCCGCCCGUCUGCUCGCGUUCGCUCCCUGCGCGUCCUUGCCCUCGCUUCCGCCACUGCCCGCAGAGCUCGCCCCCUCCCCACCCGCAGACAUGUCAGAGUCCAAGAACAGCCCCGAGUAUGCUUCGUUUUUCGCCGUCAUGGGCGCCUCGGCCGCCAUGGUCUUCAGCGCCCUGGGCGCUGCCUAUGGCACGGCCAAGAGCGGCACCGGCAUUGCGGCCAUGUCCGUCAUGCGGCCGGAGCUGAUCAUGAAGUCCAUCAUCCCAGUUGUCAUGGCUGGCAUCAUUGCCAUCUACGGCCUGGUGGUGGCAGUCCUCAUCGCCAACUCCCUGAAUGAUGACAUCAGCCUCUACAGGAGCUUCCUCCAGCUGGGCGCUGGCCUGAGCGUGGGCCUGAGCGGCUUGGCAGCUGGCUUUGCCAUCGGCAUUGUGGGGGACGCCGGCGUGCGGGGCACCGCCCAGCAGCCCCGACUAUUCGUGGGCAUGAUCCUGAUCCUCAUCUUCGCCGAGGUGCUCGGCCUCUACGGUCUCAUCGUCGCCCUCAUCCUCUCCACAAAGUAGCCCCUCUCCAAACCCACCAGCCACAGAAUAUUAUGUAAAGACCACCCCUCCUCAUUCCAGAACGAACAGCCUGACACACACGCACGGGGCCGCCGCCCCCAGUAGUUGGUCUUGUACAUUCGCAGUGUCCUAGUGCCCAUCGUCUGUUGCCCCGGCCUUGCCCCCUCCCGCCCCGUGCCGUGGACAUCUGGGCCCACUCAUCGCCCCUCCAGGCCCCCGGCGCCCCACCCCCUAGAGUGCUCUGUGUAUGCGGAUGAUGUAGAGUUGUCAUUUCUCUUAACUGGAUGUUUAUUUAUAAAGAUCUGGCCUGUUCUUGCAUCUGCGGAGCGGCCCUCGUCUCCCAGCUAUCUAUAACCUUAGCUAGAGUGUCGCCUUGUGGGUUCCUGUUGCUGAGACUUCUGGAUGGAGCCGCCCUCGCCCCCGGGCCCUUGGCCCUGCGCGGAGCUGUGUCCAAUAAAGUUCUCGGAUGUGUC